AUGGCUGCAAAAGGCGAGGGGCCUGCAAUCGGGAUUGAUUUGGGGACCACUUACUCAUUCGUGGGCGUGUGGCACCACAACCGCGCCGAGAUCAUAGCCAAUGAUCAAGGUAAUCGCACGACGCCCUCCUAUGUCUCUUUCGCCGACGGCGAGCGUUUCAUAGGCGAAGCCGCCAUUAACCAGGCCGGCAUGAACCCCGCAAACACGAUCUUUGAUGCCAAGCGGUUGAUCGGGAGACGAUACAGCGACGCCUCUGUGCAGGCUGACAUAAAGCUGUGGCCUUUCAAGGUUGUCCCGGACCCCACGGACAAGCCCAUGAUUGUGGUCUCCCACAAUGGCGAGGAGAAGCAGUUCCCCCCUGAGGAGAUAUCUUCCAUGGUCCUCACCAAGAUGGCUGCCAUUGCCGACUCCUAUCUGGCCCCACCCUUCAACUCUCAAAGACAGACCACCAAGGAUGUCGGUGCCAUUGACGGCCUCAAUGUCAUCCGCAUCAUCAAUGAGCCCACUGCUGUCGCCAUUGCCUAUGGCCUCAACUACAAAGCAGAGAAGAAGAAUGUGUUGGUCUUCGACUUAGGCGGUGGCAGCUGUGAGGGCCACCGCUGGCGACACCCACCUUGGCGGGAGGAUUUCGACAACCGCAUUGUUGCUCACUUUGCCAAAGAGUUCAAGCGCAAGUACAACAAGGACCUUUCCGAAAACCCGCGGGCCCUACGGAGGCUGGGGACAGCUUGCGAGAGGGCGAAGAGGGUUCUCUCGAACAAUGUGGACGUUGAGUGUCUGCACGAGGGAAUUGACUUUCACUCUAGCAUUACCCGCGCUAAAUUCGAGGAUCUCAACAUGGACCUGUUCGAAAAAUGCGUCGAACCUGUAGAGAGCUGCCUGAGAGAUGCUGGGGUGGAGAAGGCUGCCAUCCAUGAUGUCGUUCUGGUUGGAGGCUCGAGCAGGAUUCCUAAGGUUCAGAAGAUGCUGCAGUUUAUUUUCGAGGGAAAGGAGCUGUGCAGGAGCAUUAACCCGGAUGAGGCUGUUGCGUACGGUGCCGCCGUGCAGGCAACCGUCCUACGUGUUCAUAAUGAGGACUUAGAUUUUAAUGCUCUGGCUUAG
Striga asiatica is the source of this 1101-nucleotide messenger RNA. The record is from the annotation of a GenBank genome assembly. NCBI's taxonomy places the organism in Eukaryota, Viridiplantae, Streptophyta, Magnoliopsida, Lamiales, Orobanchaceae.